This is a messenger RNA of Pollicipes pollicipes, 1468 nucleotides long. Its product is annotated as hepatoma-derived growth factor-related protein 2. The transcript has 2 exons. NCBI's taxonomy places the organism in Eukaryota, Metazoa, Arthropoda, Thecostraca, Pollicipedomorpha, Pollicipedidae. The record is from RefSeq and is a predicted model, not a curated record. The coding region runs from base 14 to 841 and encodes 275 amino acids.
GCACCGCGUUGUGAUGCGCCGGGCAAAGCUGACACUGACUGAUUCGGUGGACGUGUGGCGCCUCCGAGGCCCAAAUCAGGCGGGUCCUGGCGUGACCAGCAUGCGACAGGAGGCGGCGGAGCGUGCGCGGCCGGCGCGGCCCGUCUCGCUCUCCUCAGCUUCCUCCUCCGACUCCGGCGUGCGCGCCGACCUGAGCGACGCGUCGAGCACCGCGCGCCGCCGCCGCCUGCGCGCCGCGCUGGGCGACUCAGGCUGCCCGGGCCAGGAGCCGGCCUGGGAGGACGACGACUGGGACUCGGCCAGCGACGCGUCCGGCGAGUAUGAGCCGCUGCGCGCGCCCACCGGCAGCCAGACGCUGCCGCCGGCGCCACCACCGCCGCCGCCACGUUCGGUGCCCGGCGGCCGGCGCAAGGACCUGGCGCGCCACUUGGGCUUACCGCACACGCUGGGCGGCAGCCUGGCUGAGCUACGCGCCGCAGCCACCGCGCACCGCAAGGACCUGGCGCUCUUCCUGGGGCUUGAGGAGCCAGCCACACCGCGUGUACGCAUCUGGCGACGCUGGACCAGCCGACGCCCGCGCGAGCGCCAGCGCACCGUCAACGCGUCGCUGCCCGACCUGGCACGGCUAGGGGAGCGGCGGCGGCAGCGGCGCGUGCACACCACCUGCGCCGGUCACGCCCACCGGCCAGCGCGCCACCGGCUCGCCGCGGCCGCUUCGAGCCGCCAUUCGCCGCGUGCAGGAACGCGCGCGGCGAGCGGUGACGCGGCCGGCGCGUGGCGGCGAGGUGGCCGGCCUGGACGAAGACGCCCCCCGGCUGGUGUUCCAGGCGAAGCGGGGUAGCUUCGAGGCGCCGUCCAUCUUGUUCUCGGGCGAGCGCUGGCCAGCGGAAGCCCCAGAGCGCGUCUCCUGCGCCUUCUCAGCGCCGGCCAGCGCUCCCGCCGGCAGCACGGCACCUGCGAAACCGCGGCUCCCGACCCCGCCGCCGGCGCCCUCUCCGCCGCCAGUCGAGGAGCCGGAGCCGACAGUCGACAGCCAGGCCGCCGACGAGUCGGCGGAGGAGCCGGGCUACAUGACCAUGGCGGCGAUCCGAGCCGUGAUACAGGCGCCACCGCCGCUGCCGCCGCCGCCGCCGCCGUCGUCCGCCGGCGCCGAGUCCGGCUACCUGGAGAUGGGCGCCAUUCGGCGGCUGAUGCGGGACCAGCGGGCCAAGACGGCGGCGGCGGCUGCGGCGCGGCCGCGCCUUGCCUCCGACGACUACAUGAACCUGGCCGACCUGCGGCACGCGCUGCAGGGCUUGCGGCGGCCAACCGCCACGGCCAUCCCGGAACUCGAGUGAGGCCGCCGCGCUGUGAUACCCGCCGGAGACGCGAGCUUCUGUUCAAAGAAGAGCCGGAAGCCGCCGGCCACCGUCGUGAUAGCGGACGGCAUGGGCCGGCGGGCGCCCACCGGGCUGAGUCGGGGUGCGGC